Molecule: messenger RNA, 2700 nt
Organism: Stegastes partitus (bicolor damselfish)
Lineage: Eukaryota; Metazoa; Chordata; Actinopteri; Pomacentridae
Gene: b4galt1l
Product: DP-Gal:betaGlcNAc beta 1,4- galactosyltransferase, polypeptide 1, like
Exons: 6
Coding region: 544-1629 (361 amino acids)
Biological process (GO): protein N-linked glycosylation; carbohydrate metabolic process
Cellular component (GO): Golgi apparatus
Molecular function (GO): cytoskeletal protein binding; beta-N-acetylglucosaminylglycopeptide beta-1,4-galactosyltransferase activity
Source: RefSeq, a predicted model, not a curated record
UUUUAUUUUGAAGCCUGCAGCCGGAGGAAGUGUGCCGCUGGAGGCGUCGUGUCGCUGUGUAACUUGACGGAUGAGUCCUCGGCAGGAAACUUCACAGACUCUCAGCGACUUUCUCGGGACUUCCAAACUCCGAAGCGGCGGCAGCUUCUGUCGAAAACCGGCGAAAUUCGCCCGCGGACAGCUGUGUGAGGACUUUUUGGGGGAACUUUCCGUGUUUCUCGGCCGUUUUUCGGGCAGCUCGCUGACGGAGACACGGAGUUCCUGCGCCGUUAACCGUGUCGCGGUUAGCUCUGCCCGUUACUUGGCGCUGAGGAAGCUAACCGAGCUAACUGCUAUCCAACUUCCACCGACGCUCGGCUCUCUGUUCCGGCUUCUUUCUGGGGCUUUUCGCCUUAAUUUGACCGGACCUCGGCGGCAACCACUUCCCAGCGAACUUUUAAAAAAUGGAGGCGGAAAGCAGCUAACGGUUCGGGAACAGAGAAGCUCCACUCUCCGCCGUUUUCGCCACCUCUGCCGGGUUCGAGUCGACAGCCCCAGGUCAGGAUGCCCGGAGACUCCGCCGUGAACUUCAGCCUCCUGCACCGGACCUGCAAGCUGGUGGUGCUGCUGUGCCUCCUCCACAUCUCCGUCACCGUCUUCUUUUACGUCCGCUCUCUGGACCUGCGCUUCGCCUUCGUCCAGAACCAGCAGUCCCAUCAUCACAAUGUGACGGCCGCCACUUUCACUUCCCGAACCGAGUCGAAGGUGGAGCAGGAGGUCCGGCAGCAGGAGCAGCCACGGCCCGGUGGGAAGGAGGAGGAGCCGCAGAAGAAGCUGGAGAAGUGCCCCGAGACAUCCCCUCUGCUCGUGGGUCCUCUGCGGGUCGAGUUCAACAUACCUGUGAGCCUGCAGCAGAUAAAGAAGGACAACCUCCGGGUGCAGCCGGGCGGACGCUUCAGGCCCGCGGACUGCGAGGCGCUGCAGAAAGUCGCCAUCAUCAUCCCAUUCCGCAAGCGAGACGAGCACCUCAAGUUCUGGCUGUACUACCUGCACCCCAUCCUGCAGAGGCAGCAGCUGGACUACGGGGUCUACGUCAUCAACCAGGACGGAGACGAGAUCUUCAACCGAGCAAAGCUGCUGAAUGUUGGCUACACAGAGGCUCUGAAGGAGUACGACUACAACUGCUUCGUGUUCAGCGACGUCGACCUCAUCCCCAUGGACGACCGCAACACCUACAGGUGCUUCAGCCAGCCGAGACACCUGUCUGUGUCCAUGGACAAGUUUGGCUUCAGGUUACCUUACAAUCAGUAUUUUGGUGGCGUGUCGUCGAUGAGUAAAGAGCAGUACUUGAAGAUCAAUGGUUUCCCCAACAACUACUGGGGCUGGGGAGGGGAGGACGACGACAUCUACAACAGGUUGGCAUCCAAAGGCAUGUCCAUCUCCAGGCCCAGCGGAGACGUGGGAAAGUGCCGCAUGAUCCGACAUGACAGAGACAGGCAGAAUGAGCCCAACCCUCAGAGGUUCGACCGGAUCGCUCACACCAGAGAGACCAUGAACAAAGACGGCAUCAACUCUCUGUCCUACCGGGUGGUGAGUGUGGACAAGCUGGACCUGUUCACCAAGAUCACCGUGGACGUGGGCAGGCCCUGAGGGGCCCUGAGGGGCCCUGAGGGGCUGGGAACGGGAUUGCUGCAGUGAAAACCACAUGGUGCCUCUGACACUUGAAGCCUUACGUUCUGGUUCUGGUUCUGGACCGGAACUGCUGGACACUUGUUUUGCACAGACUGCGCUGCCUCGAGGACCCGUCUCUGAUUGGUCAGCUGUAAACCAAUCAGCCUGCAUCAGAUGCUGCUGCAGCUGCAACACGUUUUGAACAGGCUUUUAUUUUGAAAAACAAUCAGAUCCGCCCUGCUGGGUCACUUGGUAUGGUCCGCUGCUGGGGAUUGUGGGUAACACACAGGAUGGGUUCACAUCUGGUUCUGGUCUUGGUUGUGGGUUAGGUCUGUGUUCUCAUGAUGGUCCAGGUCCUGGCUCCGGUUAAAUUUGUGGCCCUUGUUUGGGUGUCCUUGUCCAGAUCCUGUUCCUGGUCCAGGUCCUGGGUCAUGAGGUCUGCACUACAAAGCCAGUUCAGCAUAUCCACACGAUCAUUUCACUGUCUGGCUUAAUUCAACCGAAGCACCGCAAACAGGAUGAGCCGUCUUAUGACAGCUCAGUAAGUCAACAAUAGGAGGCGGAGCUGAUAGCAGAGGACCAAUCACACGUCUGCUAGCACGAGUCAGGAACAAAGUGUAAAAUCAGAGGAAUACAGAGAUUGUAAACACAAAAUACUGACUAAAACAAGAGUGCUGCAGCAGCCAAAGUGAACUUAUCAAUAUUACUACAAAAUGAUGAGGGCGGAGUGGAGUUGUACUUUUUAGUAAAUGACUGUUGUGUAGAUGUGUGGUUCUGGCAUUCAGCCUCACAUGGUUUUAUCUUUUUUAUUCAUUCAGCUGCUUGGCAGUUUUAAAUGGUUUUGGAGAACAAAUAUAGGAACAUGAUUCAAACGGAUAAUCAGACUUUAUAGUAAAUCGUACGAGGUUUGAGUGUUUUAAUGAGGUGGAGGUGCCGCCCUGUGUUAGGAUCACAUGGCUGUGACAUCACUUGCAGCAGGGCUCCAGACCCACUUUCUUUAAUUUAUUGAUUUAUUUUUAGUAGAGCAAAGGGCCAUGAGCGGGAGUCGAA